CGCAGAGGGAAGCGGCCCGCGGCGGAGGGAGGGGAGGCCAAGUCCUGGAAGUGGAGCUCCGCGCUGGGACUGGUUCCUUCGCAGCCAUUUUCUGUCCAACCAAACAGCCGAUUGGAGACGGGAGCCAACCAGGGCUGCAUUGGAGGUUAAAAUUGGGCAAGGAUCCACCACCUUUUGACGGGUAUUUGAGAGCACCUCCAAUACACAGUUGUGACGGUGUUUCAUGACAAUGGAUGGCGAUAGCUCCACCACAGACGCUUCUCAACUGGGCAUUUCCGCGGACUACAUUGGAGGAAGCCACUAUGUUAUACAGCCUCACGAUGAUACUGAGGACAGCAUGAAUGAUCAUGAAGAUACAAAUGGUUCAAAAGAAAGUUUCAGAGAACAAGAUAUUUAUCUUCCAAUUGCAAAUGUGGCUAGGAUAAUGAAAAAUGCCAUACCUCAAACAGGAAAGAUUGCAAAAGAUGCCAAAGAAUGUGUUCAGGAAUGUGUGAGUGAAUUCAUAAGCUUCAUCACGUCUGAAGCGAGUGAGCGCUGCCACCAGGAGAAGCGGAAGACGAUCAAUGGGGAGGAUAUUCUUUUCGCCAUGUCCACCCUGGGCUUCGACAGCUAUGUGGAGCCUCUGAAAUUGUAUCUCCAGAAGUUCAGAGAGGCCAUGAAAGGAGAGAAGGGCAUUGGUGGAGCGGUCUCGGCUACUGACGGGCUAAGUGAGGAGCUCACAGAAGAAGCCUUCACUAACCAGUUACCAGCUGGCUUAAUAACUGCAGAUGGCCAACAACAGAAUGUCAUGGUUUACACAACGUCCUACCAACAGAUUUCUGGUGUCCAGCAAAUUCAGUUUUCGUGAUCUGAAGAAAUGAUGGAAAAGGCUGUGGAGAGUCUGACCGAGUCUGGAACCGGCUCGGGAGGAAGUGAGGGCCAGGUCGCCUGUUUGUACAGUAAGCAGCUGUAAUGUAGCUUCCUGAUGCUUGACUCAUUGAGAAUCUUUUUCAUGGAUAAUUUUAAAGAAAAAAAUUGGACUUCAAAGGUAUUAAAAUAUUUUUGUUUUGUAUGAGAGUUUGUUGCUCUGUAUGACGCCUGUAUGCAUUGUAUAUUGCAAUUUAUUCCUGUCAGAGAUUUGUAGACAGUUUCUUAUUUUCAUAUUGAAUCAUGUUAUUUUGUAAUUCAAGUAAGCAGCUGGGUUAAUUCAUGAUGUUUGCCCUUUUAAUAAAAUAUGAGGGUAGAGUUCAUUUUGAAUGCAAGUUGCCUUUAUUAAAAUUUUGAGUUUGUCUUGGCUAUAUACUAUCUUGCAUGAUAACCUAGCUAGAUUUUUGCAUUUACUUUAUUUAUUGAAAUUAAUUUUUUUUUGGUAAAGUAAUAGCUUAAGCAGUAUCUUUUUUCAAUGUAAUUGAAUAAUGAAGUUGGAUGCAGAAGCAAGUAUUGUCUGGCCUAUAAACCUGGUGCCCACCACUGUCCAUGACCUACCUGUUCAGGUAGCUCUAGUUAUUAUGUGUUAGAAUUCAUUUCCAUUUGACAUUGUCCUACAGCCCUUAAGACAGUUUCUCUGCGCAGCUUUGGAGCCUGUCCUGGAACUCGCUCAGAAAACCAGGCUGGCCUCGAACUCACAGAGACUUGCCUGCCUGUGCCUCCCGAGUGCUGGGAUUAAAGGUGUGUGCCACCACCGCCCAGGGAAGUAGUCCCUUUUUUAAAAGUAUUACAGCGUCCUCUUCAAGAAGAGGGUGUCUUAGUUCACAAUAAUGUCAUAUCACCUUUUGCACAGAAAGGUCAGACUCCUGUUGAGCUGUGGGGACUAGACAGGCGGGUGUGGUUCUGUGCAGGCGGUUGAGAGGGAUGAGUGAACACGCAGGAGAGCAGUGAAGACUACGGACGGAGCCUGGUGGUUGCUGUCAUGCCGUGCAGUGAACAGGAGAUGAUACAGCUUUGUACAGUUAGUAGUGUGUGCUUGGGUUCCCUUUUUAAAGUAAAGACUUAUUUUCCCAUCUAUUCUUUCUAGUAAUGAUUACUUUAAAUUUUUGUGCAUGUGGUGGUAGUUUUGUCUCUAUCAGAAAAUGGCUUAUUGUCCAGUUUGUCCAGAAGGAAAUUUGUGGGACUCUGGUGGAGGAAGGAGAGCAGUUUCCUGGAAACAAGCUAAAGGGUAACAGCCACUUUGCCAGGAGUCUUGGAGAACACAGCUGGCUCUUCAGAGACAGCUCCUCCCUCUUGUACCCCUUUCACUAUGCUUCAUGGUAGAAAAUGCACAUAGGAAAGAAAGGGAGAGGAUGGUUCAGUUCAGCAAAGUCAAGUCACCCUACUGUGUUGAAAUAACCAAUGUUAAUAUUUUGAUAAAUCAUCUGUCCUUUUACUUUGCUAAAUAUGUAUAUUUUUAUAAAAAUGGGCUUAUGUUGUGCACACUGUUUGUAACCAGCUUUUUCACUUAACAAUAUAUUGUGAACAUUUUCCCAGGUUGUGAAUGGCCUUUCGCAUCAUGUUUACUGGGUUUUUAUUCUGUUGUAUGACUAAAUCAUGGUUAAUUUA
Microtus ochrogaster (prairie vole) is the source of this 2514-nucleotide messenger RNA. RefSeq names its product nuclear transcription factor Y subunit beta (gene Nfyb). The record is from RefSeq and is a predicted model, not a curated record. Gene Ontology annotation, molecular function: DNA-binding transcription activator activity, RNA polymerase II-specific; RNA polymerase II cis-regulatory region sequence-specific DNA binding; protein heterodimerization activity. Gene Ontology annotation, biological process: regulation of transcription by RNA polymerase II. NCBI's taxonomy places the organism in Eukaryota, Metazoa, Chordata, Mammalia, Rodentia, Cricetidae. Gene Ontology annotation, cellular component: nucleus; CCAAT-binding factor complex.